Molecule: messenger RNA, 1139 nt
Organism: Dacryopinax primogenitus
Lineage: Eukaryota; Fungi; Basidiomycota; Dacrymycetes; Dacrymycetales; Dacrymycetaceae
Product: GroES-like protein
Exons: 2
Coding region: 39-1088 (349 amino acids)
Molecular function (GO): oxidoreductase activity
Source: RefSeq, a predicted model, not a curated record
CACUAAACUACUACCGAUACCACAUACUCAUACACGACAUGUCGACUCAAACGAUGAAAGCAGUCAUGCAGACCGCCUACGGCGAGUCCUCCAAAGUGCUCCAAGUCACUUCCGUCCCACUUCCGACAAUGAACGAGAACUCGGAUGAUCUCCUGGUUCGCGUCAAGGCGGUCAGCAUCAACCCUCUCGACUCUGUGAUCCUUAAGGGAGAGCUACGUGUGGCGUGGACGGACACAAUGCCUUUUGCUGUCGGCUCGGAUGUCAGUGGAGUAGUCGUAAAGGCUGGAAAGGCUGCCGCGUUCAAGGAGGGCGAUGAAGUGUAUGGCUUCCUGCAGAUGAGGCACCGUGGGUCAUUGGCAGAGUACUGCGUCAUACCCGCGAGCACCUGUGCUCACAAGCCUAAAAACCUGACUCACGAAGAAGCAGCAUGCUUACCCAUGGUUGGCUGCACGGCGAUGCAAGUGUUCGAGUGUCAUUCUGGGCCGAAGGAUACCGCAUUUAUUCCUGGUGGUCUCGGAGGGGUAGGGAGCAUGGCACUCCAGCUCGCGAAACCCUGGGCUGGCUUCAAGAAGACUAUCACGACUGUUUCUACUUCGAAAGUAGCCGCACUCAAAGAACAUAUCAAGGAUGUUGACGAAGUGAUGGACUACAAGACUGUUGACCCUGAAACUGUCAUUCCCGCCCACUCCUGCGACUUCGCCCUUGAUCAAUUCGGCAAGCCUUGCUCCUAUAUCCGCUACCUCAAGAAGGGCACCGGCAAUGACAAGCCCAGCGUUGUCUCUAUCAUGACUCCUCCCAAUGCUGAGAAGGCACAGAAAGGGUGGGAAACCCGGCUCGGGCUGGGGAUGACAGCCGUGCUGACAGUGAUGGACUGGCGGACGCGCUUCACCAUCCCCGGGUGGGUGCAUUACGACAGCAUCUCUGCUGUGCCUAGUGGAAAGGACAUGGAGGUCCUGAGGAAACUGGCGGAGGAAGGCAAGGUCAGGCCUAUUGUUGACAAAGUGUUCGAGUUGGAUCAGACGAUCGAGGCAUUUGCCCUGGCUGAGAGCAAGCCGGCCGGAAAGGUGGUUAUUCGGGUAUUGCAAUGAGCGAUGGAUUGAUUUCUCCGUUUAUGUUACUGGUCAUUGUGAUCAAUAGAA